GCCGUAAGAGCAGGCAGGCUUUACGCACGGAGAACAGGGAGACGAGCGGGUGGCGGGAAUCUCACUAACAGACGCUUGUCUGUCGCACCUUGCACACAGCCGUUGUUUAUAAAACUUGCGCAGUCACAUUUUCCCGCAGCCAUGUUCGAGGCUCGCCUGGUGCAGGGAUCGAUCCUGAAGAAGGUGCUGGAGGCACUGAAAGAUCUGAUCGAUGAGGCCUGCUGGGACAUCACGUCUAGCGGGAUCAGCCUGCAGAGCAUGGACUCAUCCCACGUCUCCCUGGUCCAGCUCACACUCCGCUCGGACGGAUUUGACACUUACCGCUGCGACCGCAACCAGUCCAUCGGAGUCAAGAUGAGCAGUAUGUCAAAAAUCUUGAAGUGUGCUGCAAGUGAGGACAUAAUUACCCUUAGGGCAGAAGACAAUGCAGACACAGUCACGAUGGUUUUUGAGUCUCCAAAUCAAGAAAAAGUUUCUGACUAUGAGAUGAAGCUAAUGGAUCUGGAUGUUGAGCAGCUGGGAAUCCCUGAGCAAGAGUACAGUUGUGUUAUAAAGAUGCCAUCUGGGGAGUUUGCCCGCAUCUGCCGAGAUCUCAGUCAGAUCGGUGAUGCUGUUGUCAUCUCCUGUGCUAAAGAUGGCGUCAAGUUCUCUGCCAGCGGAGAGCUGGGGACUGGAAAUGUUAAGCUGUCGCAGACCUCAAAUGUGGAUAAAGAGGAGGAAGCUGUCACCAUAGAGAUGAAUGAGCCCGUCCAGCUUACAUUUGCUUUGAGGUACCUGAAUUUCUUCACCAAAGCGACUCCCCUGUCCCCUACAGUAACGCUCAGUAUGUCAGCAGAUAUCCCGCUAGUCGUGGAGUACAAAAUCGCAGAUAUGGGUCAUGUGAAAUACUACCUGGCUCCCAAGAUAGAGGACGAGGAAGCUUCUUAAUCUGUUUUUAUGUGAGAAUGUUACCCAAAAAACGCAACAGCUCUUCUUGGUGACUGCCUCCUGGAUACAGCAGCAUCUUGUUACCGGCAGCAACUGCACCACUAACUGCUGGCUGGCUGUUUUCUAGGCAUGUCUGUAGAUAUUUAUGUAAAUACUUUACAAUCUUUGUAAAACCUGCCCUAUGGAGUCAAUAAAUCUUUGUAAAAAUGU
Molecule: messenger RNA, 1137 nt
Organism: Spea bombifrons (plains spadefoot toad)
Lineage: Eukaryota; Metazoa; Chordata; Amphibia; Anura; Pelobatidae
Gene: PCNA
Product: proliferating cell nuclear antigen
Exons: 6
Coding region: 142-927 (261 amino acids)
Biological process (GO): leading strand elongation; mismatch repair; regulation of DNA replication
Cellular component (GO): PCNA complex
Molecular function (GO): DNA polymerase processivity factor activity; DNA binding
Source: RefSeq, a predicted model, not a curated record